AUGCAGCGCACGGGCGAGCAGCUGCGUCAGCUGCUGGGGCAGCAGUUAAGCCGCGCGGUUGUGCCGCUGGCAACGGCGCCGCUGGCAACGCUAAAUCGUCGACGUCCGGCGCUAGUGGCGCCAAGUUCGCCAGCAGCAGCUGCUGCCAGAUUUGCUGACUACGACGAUGCGCCAGUUGCAGCUCCAGCUCCACUUGACUACAAUCCGUAUCGCGAUAACUUCUCGGACAUGAAUCCAGAUGGCAGCUACAUUUUUGGCUACUCUCUGCCCAAUGGCGUGCGCCGCUGGGAGCGUGGCUACUUCUCUGGCCAGCAGCAGAGCCGCGUCGUUGAAGGUUUUUCCGUUGAGCCGCGUCAUUAUCAAUCCGGCGUAAGCUACGAGCUGCGCUGCUAUCGCGCCGACGCCUACGGCUAUCAUCCGCUUGGCAUUGAGUACAUACAGCAGCCGCCAGUUGUGCGUCGCGAUUUGCUGCCUCGCGUGCACUGCUUGAAUUUGCAGCGUUAA
Drosophila busckii is the source of this 504-nucleotide messenger RNA. RefSeq lists its product as uncharacterized. The transcript has 3 exons. Bases 1 to 504 code for a protein of 167 amino acids. Lineage: Eukaryota; Metazoa; Arthropoda; Insecta; Diptera; Drosophilidae. The record is from RefSeq and is a predicted model, not a curated record.